UGUUAUUCCGAGUCUGCUACGGCGCGCACGUCUCUCUCUUCGUCUACCUGUCUCUCUCUGUGUCUUCGAAAUUUAAAAUCCUUCGAAAUCAAAAAGCAAUAUUAAGUUAAGUGUUGAAUUUUGAGUGUUCCGUGCGAUUUUUUUAUGGAUUCGUUUUUUUUUCGGAGUGUUAUGUAACAGGUUACAACAUCAACCUCAUAUAAAAAUACAUCGAGAACAUUGUCUGUGAUAAAAUAAAACGUAAGAGAGAAAACAGUGACCUUCUGUUAAAAACCGUUAUCGAAUUGUUGAAAAACCGUUAUUAAAAAAACCGUUAUUUCUCCGCGCGUUAACUGUUGCGUAAAUAUAUAACUUCAAUGUUGUGUUCCCUACACGAUGUCGUCACCGGAGUCAAGUAUGACGAAGAACUUCCUUACCGUCACCAAUAUUGUGAAUGAGGGGAUCAAGGGGAGCAAGAUAUCGAAGCUGGGGCUGUCAAAAUACCUGUCACAGUCACUAGCGCAGCUUGAGACAACAUCGACCAGCAGCCCCGGCGCCAAGUCCCCGGCGGGCAGCAGCGCCGGCGCCGCCGCCGGCGCGUCCACCGCGCCCGGGGAGCGCACGCCGACCGCGCACAACAAGCAGCUGCAGAAUGUCAAGGGACAGGACCACCCGCCGCACCCCAGCAUGGCGUUCCUCCAGAACCGGUCCAUCUCGCUGGUGGACAUGUACAUCGAUAACAGCGAGCCGAGCGAGAACGUCGGCCAGAUACACUUCUCGCUCGAGUACGAUUUCCAGAAUACGACGCUUAUAUUGAGGAUCAUUCAGGGUAAGGAGCUACCUGCAAAAGAUCUAAGCGGCACUUCGGACCCCUACGUCCGAGUGACGCUCCUCCCAGACAAGAAACAUCGGUUGGAGACCAAGAUAAAGCGGCGAACUUUGAACCCGCGGUGGAAUGAGACCUUCUACUUCGAAGGCUUUCCUAUACAGAAGCUGCAAAGUCGGGUUCUACAUCUUCACGUAUUCGACUACGAUCGCUUCUCCAGGGAUGACUCCAUUGGGGAAGUAUUCCUGCCACUUUGCCAGGUGGAUCUAAGCGAGAAGCCCUCCUUCUGGAAGGCUCUGAAGCCGCCAGCGAAGGAUAAAUGCGGCGAGCUUCUGACCUCGCUGUGCUACCAUCCGAGCAACUCCGUGCUCACGCUGACGCUGCUGAAGGCGAGGAACUUGAAGGCUAAGGAUAUUAACGGGAAAUCAGAUCCGUACGUGAAAGUCUGGCUGCAGUUCGGCGACAAGCGCAUCGAGAAACGCAAGACGGCGAUCUUCAAAUGCACGCUCAACCCCGUCUUCAACGACGCAUUCUCCUUCAACGUGCCCUGGGAGAAGAUCCGUGAAUGCUCGCUCGAUGUCCAGGUCAUGGAUUUCGAUAAUAUUGGGAGGAAUGAGCUCAUCGGACGGAUACUUUUGGCCGGGAAAAACGGCUCCGGCGCCACAGAAACCAAGCACUGGCAGGACAUGAUCACCAAACCUCGGCAGACCAUCGUGCAAUGGCACCGCCUGAAGCCGGAAUAAGUUGUUAAUGUAACAGUCGUCGGCAGGACUCCUGAACUACUGCAAUACACGCGUAUUUGAGUCUUGAAACAUACUGGAUGAGAGCUGCUAUGAGCUCUGUGACAGUCAAGCUAUUCGAAUCAUGAAGCAUACCUAUGCCUUAACUCUGCAUAAAUUUGAUGACUGCUUGCUACUACAACCUAUGAACCGUGUGCGUUUUCAGCCUCAGCCCGUAUGAGAUCUAAAUCUUCUUUUGUCUAUUAUAGUGAUGCAGAUAAGCUAAUAUGUAACUUUUGAGUGCCAAGCUAUUGGAAGCUUGAGUCUUAAAUCAACUAAAAUCUGAUGACAUAUUGCAAACCUACUAUGUACAUUCGGGCAGAGGGAGUUUUUGAGUUUUAAGUCUUAUGACUGCAUGAAAGCUAUUAUUCUGUAUAACUUUUAAACCUCAGGCCGGAUGAUUCAUUGUUUUAAUUCAUAAGACUUAGAGAAGAGUUGUGGUAAAAUUUCGUUCAAGAGUUACAGAGAAUGUCAAAACAAUAUGCGUGUAUAUGUAUUGAAUCUAUUAAGUAAAGAAGUACAUGUUAAGUCAUUCGUAGUAAGUGUGAGUGUCAAGUUGUCAACACAGAAAGUGCUUGUAUUAAAUGCAGUAACUUCUAUUUAAAAAGUAAGCCAUUCAUCCUGUCAUUGUUAGUUAUUAAUAGCUAUUACUUUACAGACGAGUUAGAGGUUUGAAAAGGUUAUCCUAACACUUAAUAUUUCAUAAAAUAUUAAAUUAAUACUAUCCUAGACAAAGUUUAAGGAAUCUGUUAUUGUUUUCCCAUAUUGCUUAAACGUUUUAAAAAUAUAACUGGUGUGUGAACAUAGAGAAUAAUACGACAACUUUGCCCGUAGAGGUAACGUCCGUAGGGCAAAGUAAAAAAUAUUGAAAUAGGUCGUGCGUUUAGUGAAAUAAUGAUAGAAUCAUGAUUUUUUUUUUAUAGAAGAUUUAUUUUAGUUCAGGGAUCUUGUCGGCAAUGAAAAUAUAACGUCAUAAGACUGAGCGGUUAAAGGUUUAACGGUUAAAUCCGUUCUGAAAUCUAUCUCACUUGACGCUGUGCACGACUUUUUUCGUUCAAAAAUAUGUUUUCAUCGUUUACUGCCCGAUUCGAACUUUAAGAUACGUCAAUGACGGUGUUUACCAAAAAUGUGUCAACACACAUUAAUUUUGCAAUAAAAUGUCAACUUUAAUCGUAAUUUUUUUUUGAGUUGACAUCUUAUUGCGUAAUUAAUGUGGGUUGACAUAUUAUUGCUAAACACCAUCCUAGAUCUAGAAACGAUAUGGAUUAGAUGUGUCAGUGUCCAAAGUGACAUUUUUGUUUGAAGAAACGUCACAUUUGACACUGACAUAUCUAAUCCAUAUCGUUUUUAGAUCAAUUAAUUGUUGUAUCUUAAAGUUCGAAUCGGGCCGUUAUCGCAUUGGUCUUUCUGUAUUUUCGGUAUUCGUCGACAUCGUUUAGAAGUUUUAAUGAAAAAUUACGGAAUAGGACAAAUACUGAAAAUUAAGAAAACUAAAGCAGAUGAUUAUGCUAACAAUAAAGUUUGUAUCUGUCAAUGCUUUUAAAAAAACUUUGUUUAAUUUAAAUUUUAUCGCACAGUACUCUUUAAAUUAACGUAGAAUUAGUUUUAACUCAGCUCGAGUAUUUCUUUUCAUACAAUACGUUUGUAUGAAAAUUUCAUUAAGCUUAAAAGUUGAAUCAAUGUUAAGAUUUGAAUAAAUUGUUAGAGGUAUAAAAUAAUUGUUAAAAUGUAGAAAAUAUACGGAAAAUGUCGAGUUCUCAUCGCACAAAGAGAAAAGUAGUUUUUAUUUUACAUUUGCGCGAAUGAAUACAAUAUUAUUUUAUUUCGCCUGAUCUAAUUAUAACAUUGCCCAAAAUUUAUAAAUAAAUUAUUCAAGGGAAAAAAGUUUAAAAGUCAAUAUUGCUGACACAAAUCCAUUGCAUUUAGAUACUGCGAAAAUAUUACCAAGAAUAAAAAAAAUGCAAAUUUGCCAUAUUUUAGAAUGGGUUGUUAUUGUUGGGAAUAUUGGGUAAAAGUAAUAUUAUGCUAGUCGAAGAAAAAAUCGUGCUGCAAGACAAUUCUUAUGGUAUAAUAUUAAUAUACCUUGUUUGUCUUCUAAAUAAAAUAAAUUUUCGUGUGACUUAGCAUUUUAUUAUGACUCGGUUUUGGGUUAUUGGUUAUUAUUAAUUUUAUCAAAUAUAAUUAUGCUUUGAUAACUGAAAUUCUAAAUUAAUUAAUAGAAAUGUAACAAAUAGGACGAACGUGUCACGGUUGGUCAAUUUUAGGUGAGAGUAAAAGUAAUAUUAAAUGGCAAAGUUGACAGAAAUAAAAAAUUUAAUGGUCAAUAUGAAUUGUUUUUUUUGUAAAAU
This is a messenger RNA of Cydia splendana, 3932 nucleotides long. It is a transcript of the gene Syt7, whose product is annotated as synaptotagmin-7. Gene Ontology annotation, cellular component: plasma membrane; exocytic vesicle. Gene Ontology annotation, molecular function: SNARE binding; calcium ion binding; phosphatidylserine binding. Gene Ontology annotation, biological process: calcium-ion regulated exocytosis; cellular response to calcium ion; regulation of dopamine secretion. Lineage: Eukaryota; Metazoa; Arthropoda; Insecta; Lepidoptera; Tortricidae. The coding region runs from base 376 to 1548 and encodes 390 amino acids. The record is from RefSeq and is a predicted model, not a curated record. The transcript has 11 exons.